This is a messenger RNA of Dioscorea cayenensis subsp. rotundata (Guinea yam), 4358 nucleotides long. RefSeq names its product ATP-dependent DNA helicase Q-like 4A. Gene Ontology annotation, biological process: DNA replication; double-strand break repair via homologous recombination. The record is from RefSeq and is a predicted model, not a curated record. Bases 265 to 3984 code for a protein of 1239 amino acids. Gene Ontology annotation, molecular function: 3'-5' DNA helicase activity; four-way junction helicase activity; nucleic acid binding. NCBI's taxonomy places the organism in Eukaryota, Viridiplantae, Streptophyta, Magnoliopsida, Dioscoreales, Dioscoreaceae. Gene Ontology annotation, cellular component: cytoplasm; nucleus; chromosome. The transcript is spliced from 26 exons.
CUGAAACCAAAACCCCCGAUCUCCUUCUCCUCCUCCGCCGUCCCUCGAGGAUCGAUUUCUCUCCUCACCUCGACGCCAUUGACUCCCUAUUUGAGGAUCAAGGUACCCAGGAGGAGCUCCUUGUUCUGCCGAUCUCUUCAAUUUCUAGGGUUUAGCUGUUUCUCGCCUCCUUUUUGUCUUCUUUUACUGGGAUUUCACCAUCAUUUAUGUACUUGCCUGGAAUAGAGUGGAGUUUCUAUAUGAAGCACAUGGGAAUGGUCACUGAUGACUAGGGGUUUAGCAUCCAGAAGUAAAUUAAAUAUAGAGUUUAAAUGUGAUGGCAAGUAUCCCAAAGUCAACUGGUCACAACAUGCUGCUUUGGUUGAUGGCUCAUCACCUCAAGACAAUCAUUUGAGCUCAAAUUUCCUAUAUUCUUUACCAGGACAAAAACCUCAGUCUGAAGGACCUAACAGAAUGUUGUGCACAAGGCCUUUUACUUGUCAACUUCAAAGAACUGAAACCCUGCAGAAUCCACAAUUUGAAAAGGCCUGGAGAGCACUCAAUGGUAUUCAGGUGGCAUGCAAGAAUUAUUUACGGCCAGGAUUAACUGGUCCAGCAAAGAGAAAUCAUGCGAAUUAUAUUCCAACUAAUGUUUUAGAUUCAUCCAAUUGCACUGAUAAAGUGGCUUACUGCCAGAACCCUGGAAAUUCAGUUGAAGAAAAACAAAAGGCACUUCACAAUUCACUGUCUGAUGCACCCACAAAAGUCAGUUAUUCUUUAAAUUAUAAUGGAAAUUCUCUGCCAGUGAAUAGCAGUUUCGGUACAGUUGUUGAUGUGAGAUCAGAAAAAUUGCAACAAGAUACAAUAGGAGCAUCUCUGCGAUCCAGUUCCUCUUAUUCAGGUCCUAUAAACUGUCGUACAUCAAGUGAUAAUGAUUGCAAAUGUCUUGAUGAAGUUUUUGAAGAUGCUAUGGAUGAAGAUGAUCUUUUAAAGAACAUUGAUGUAGACCAGAUAGUUAUGGAGCACUAUCAAGCAACUAGUACUCCCAGAGGAUUAGCAUCAAAAGAUUCACCUUGUACUCCAGUUGGUAGCAGAGGUAACUUCAUGGGGCCUCGAGAGAACACCAUGCCCACAGAACUAUGUGAAAUAUGUAGCCAUGGUUUGAAACUAGCAUUUUGUCCAGAAGCAAGAGGACAUCUGCAGGAGCUGAAGGAUAAGCUAAUUGCCAUAUCAAAUGAACUUCUUGACAAUGCUGGUGACCUUAGUCCUUCUCGCUGUGAAAGUCUUCGUCAAGACCGGUUGCAUCUUAAUAAGCAGGUUCAACAGCUUGAGCAAUAUCUUAAUAACUCGAGGGUAAAUGAAGAAAGGGAAUUGUCUCAUCGUAUGGCCUCAACUACACCCAGGGAUUUCCAAUCUGUCACUCCUGUAAGCUCAUUUAUGAUAGAUCCUAUAAGGUUUGAUUCCCAAGUUCACAUAAGAAAUGAACUAGGAAAUUAUGAGGAUCGUAGUACUUCAGUGCCCUACUGUCCUACAGAUAGGUUCUCUUCGCCUCUGUCAUGUUCCAUGGAUAGGCCAAGUUUUGCAUCAACACCUCUGGACAGAGAAAUAUUUGCCCCUAAGCUUGCUGAAGUUAAUUAUAUUGAUGGGUCUACUGAUCAAAGAUGGAAGAGUGUAGACUUCCCGUGGACAAAGAAACUUGAGGCCAACAACAAGAAAGUCUUUGGAAAUCACUCAUUUCGUCCUAAUCAAAGAGAGGUGAUUAAUGCAACAAUGAGUGGAUAUGAUGUUUUUGUAUUGAUGCCCACAGGCGGUGGAAAGAGCCUAACAUACCAGCUUCCCUCUCUCAUCUGUCCAGGAGUAACUCUAGUGGUUUCUCCUCUUGUUUCACUCAUUCAAGAUCAAAUCAUGUAUUUACUACAGGCAAAUAUUCCUGCUGCUUAUUUGAGUGCCAACUUGGAGUGGGUUGAACAACAGGAAAUACUUAGGGAGCUGAUGUCUGGUGUAUGUAAAUACAAGCUACUAUAUGUGACCCCAGAAAAAAUUGCUAGAAGUGACGUUCUAUUGAGAAACUUGGAAAGUUUACAUUCACGGGGAUCACUUGCUAGGAUCGUAAUUGAUGAAGCUCACUGUGUUAGCCAAUGGGGACAUGAUUUUAGACCAGACUAUCAGGGCCUUGGUAUUCUGAAACAGAAAUUUCCAAACACACCAGUGUUGGCUCUAACUGCAACAGCGACAGCUAGUGUAAAGGAAGAUGUUGUGCAAGCUCUUGGCCUCAUUAAUUGCAUUGUUUUCAGACAGAGUUUUAAUCGCCCAAACUUGUGGUAUUCAAUAUUACCGAAGACUAAGAAAUGUUUGGAUGACAUUGACAAAUUCAUCAAAGAAAACCAUUUUGAUGAAUGUGGCAUCAUUUAUUGUCUUUCAAGAAUGGACUGUGAAAAAGUGGCUGAAAAGUUGCAGGAGUGUGGGCACAAGGCAUCAUUUUACCAUGGCAACAUGGAUUCUUCUCAGCGAGCAUAUGUUCAAAGGCAGUGGAGCAAAGAUGAAAUAAAUAUAAUAUGUGCAACAGUGGCGUUUGGAAUGGGUAUAAAUAAACCUGAUGUUCGGUUUGUGAUUCAUCAUUCUCUUCCAAAGUCUAUUGAAGGUUAUCAUCAGGAGUGUGGGCGUGCUGGUAGAGAUGGUCUGCGUUCAUCUUGUGUUCUGUACUACAAUUAUAGUGACUAUAUUAGAGUCAAGCAUAUGCUCAUGCAAGGAGUUAUAGAGCAAAAUCCUUUGGCAUCUGGAACAAGACGCAACUCGCUAGCAAACACUGAGAGAGUAUUGGAAACAAACCUAGAAAAUCUUUUGCGCAUGGUUAGUUAUUGCGAGAAUGACACUGAUUGCAGGCGUCUGCUACAGCUUAUUCAUUUUGGUGAAAAGUUCAAUCCUGAAAACUGCCAGAAGACUUGUGAUAAUUGUUCCAAAAUUUUGUGCUUGAUUGAGAAAGAUGUCACUGACAUUGCAAAGCAACUGGUUGAAUUGGUGAGAAUAACUGGCCAGCGUUAUUCAUCAUCCCAUAUUCUUGAAGUUUACAGGGGUUCCUUGAGUCAAAUGGUGAAGAAAUAUAGGCAUGAAAACCUAAGUUUUCAUGGAGCAGGGAAACAUUUAGCCAAAGGCGAAGCUUCCAGAAUAUUAAGGCAUUUGGUUAUUGAUGAUAUUCUUAUGGAAGAUGUCAAGAAGAGUGAUCUAUAUGGUUCUGUAUCAUCGGUAUUGAAGAUAAAUGAAUCAAAAGCACAGGCACUCUCCUCAGGACAGCUAACAAUUAAGCUCAGGUUCCCGACUCUGGGAAAGGCAUCUAAGAUGCAGAAACCUGAAACAACCCCUGCAAAAGGUUCAUUGGUUCCUGGAAUAGUGAACCCUCCCCAAAGUGACAUACCUGCUCAAGCACAACCUGAAGUCGACCUGAAUCUGUCAGCAAAAAUUUAUGCUGCUUUGCGUAUACUUCGCACUGCACUUGUAAAGGAGGCUGGUGAAGGAUACAUGGCAUAUCACAUUUUUGGAAAUGCGACAUUGCAGCAGAUCAGCAAGAAAAUACCAAGGACCAAAGAAGAACUCCUUGAGGUCAACGGCAUGGGCAAGGUGAAGGUAAGUAAGUACGGGGACCGUGUAUUAGAUACUAUAGAGUCGACGAUCCAAGAAUACCAGAAGACUGACAAGAAUAGCAGUGGUAGCAGCAACACAAGUUCUGACGGUGUAAAAAGAAGGAGAGGCUCAGCAGGUGUUGAUUCCACUGCAGAUGAUGAUUUUACUGAUAACACUGAACAAUCAAAGAAAAGGGUAAUGAAGACUCCUCUUGAAAUAAGGUGCAUUGAUUUGGAAUUGGAUGGGUGUCACAUGGGCACUGAGGAAUCAAAUCCAAAUCCAAAAUAUAAGAAUUCUGGUAGAGUCCUGCCGCAAUGGUCUUCACCAGAGAUCAAAAGUGUCAGUCCUGGAAACAAUCUAUUUGAGGAAUUUUCAUACAAGAAAUAGGAAAUAUAUCAUGCAGUUCUUGUAGUUCUUGCUGAAUAUUAUCUCCAGCCAGGUUCUAUUCUCAACCGCGGCUGCGCGGCAGGUAUGAAUGACCAUAAGAUUAUAACUGUUAGUGUUGCUCAUCCAUCAAGUGGUUAUUACUACAGAACAUUAUCUGUCAUGAAGCAGGACAUGGCAUCUAAAAUUGGACUAGUGAAGCUAUAACUACAAAAGAAAUUUUCUCAAAUGUUUUAUGCUGACAUAGGGAAUGUUGUACAUGUUGUAUCACUAAUCUAGAUCAGUGCACUGCUAGGCUUGAAGAUGAUGACAUUUAUGGCAGAUUACCUGAGAACUUUGAGAAAGUGACUUGAAUUUUUAUUCUUCUUUACCAAGAA